Peronospora belbahrii is the source of this 1803-nucleotide messenger RNA. The record is from the annotation of a GenBank genome assembly. NCBI's taxonomy places the organism in Eukaryota, Oomycota, Peronosporomycetes, Peronosporales, Peronosporaceae.
AUGCGUGGUGUGCUUCUCACCAAGUCGGUGUGGCAUGUGGUUAACCGGGAGAACUCUCCAGCGUUUAUGGAGCCAUGGGCGGCGGAAGAAUACGUCAAGACGAGCAACAUCACGUUUGGUUUGAUGUUGCUCCACAUGGGUGCGGAUUAUCACCAUGUGGUCGACGACUGUAAGGAAGCGUGGGUUGCGUGGUCACGCCUCAAGUCUUUAUACGGUGGAUCGCAGAAGACCGGACGGAUUGACCUUAAGCGUCAGCUGUCCAGCAUGAAGAUGGCUGAAGGUGGUAACGUCUUGCAUCACUGCACUGAUAUGUUGAACAUCGGCGCCAAGAUAGAAGACAAAGAAGACAUCGCGAUCUGCUUGUCGCUCAGUCUCCCGAAGAGUUUUAAGAACGUGGACACAGAGUGGAUCGCUGCUGGACGAAGCAGAAGAAUGAAGGUCGAGGAGCCCGACACAGCGGCAAUGGCCAGCUACACUUUCCAGUUUGGCCGUUCGCAAUGGUGGCGAAAUUUAGUUGCUGAUGGUAACAAGGUGGCCAUCAAGGGUGUGGGAGCCAUCAUUGAGAAGGUGGUUCUGCCAAAUGGUGAAGAGCGUGAAAUUGAGAUCAAGAACGCUUUUUAUGUGCCCAGCAUGAGCAGGAAUCUGCUCUCGGUGCCCCAGGUCAACAAGCAUGAUCUUGUGGAUGGAAUUUACUGGCUUUGCACGGCACGUCCAUUGGCAAAUACAGCGACAAGUCAAAAAGGUGCUGACUUGCAUGCACGUACGGGUCAUGCUCCAGUCGACGUGCUUUGCAAGAUGGUCUCCAACAACAUGAUCAAAGAUGUGGGAGUACCUCUCAAGUCAAGUGGAUCAGGUAGAUGUCGGGGAUGUCAUCAAGGGAACAUGGUCCAAAGCCCAUUCCCAAGCAAUCGUGACAAGCGAAGUAAGGACACGUUUGAGUUGCUGCACUUCGACAUCUGUGGCCCCAUGGAGCAAGAUUCACUGUGCGGCAGCAAAUACCUGCUGUUAAUCGUGAAUGAGGCGAGUGGAUGUAUGAAGGGAUUCUGCUUACGCAUGAAGUCGGAAAGCGGAGCCUGCAUUCGGAAGUGUAUCACGAUGGUGCAGACGCAGUUCGGCAAGAAGGUCAAGUUUGUGCGCCAAGACGGAGCUCGCGAGUUUGCUACGAACUCGCUUCAAGAUUUCUACGAGAAUGAAGGCAUUGAACAACAGACUACGGUGCCGUAUGCACACCAGACCAACGGAACAGCAGAGCGCGCCAUUCGGAUCGUCACGAUCGGCCGCAGCAUGCUUCACCGUGCCAAGUUGGACAAGUUCUUCUGGGCUGAAGCAGCAAUGACGGCCAUCUACGUCAAGAAUUGCCUACCGUCACCCAAAGUUGUGCACAAGAUCCCGUUUGAGAUCGUGUACAACUCCAAGCCAAGUGUCAAGCACAUGCGAGUAUUCGGCUGUCAGACAUUUAUACUGACUCCGAAGGAGAAGCGACUCAAGUGGGAUCCCAAGACUCGUGCUGGAAUCUUUUUGGCUACGAAGAAGAAUCCAAGCUAUAGCGUGUAUUUGACAUUGAGGCGGGCCAGGUUGUUGUCAAUUGGGAUGUCAACUUCGACGAGUCAAGUUUUGGACUUUCGCCACCAGUUGAAGAUAGCGUCGUCAAUGACUUGGAUUUUGACUCGCUUGGUCUUGAUGAUGAAGGUAUGCGUCAAAUGGAGUAUCAGCAAACUGGUAAGCGAAAGAAUCGUUCCAGCGAUGAAGAUGCGGCUGAUCGGUCACCACGUACUGUACGUCAACGGCCUGGAUUGGACAUAA